UUCGACAGGGGAUGUAAUCCAACAAUCACAAGAUGAGUGGAAAGCAGAAUCAGAAUGCCAAUCUUGAAGAUGCUUUGUUGUCAUCAUUGAAAGUGGGAGCCGUGAGUGGCUGCACUGGUCUUGUCUAUGGAGGCGCCGCUGGUGUUGUUCGCUCUCCGCAUCCAGUGAUUCAUUCCAUUUCAUGUGGUAUUCAUUGGUUUGCCUGCGGGACUACGUUCUGGUGGCUGAGGAGUAAUAUCCUAAACAUGCACUAUGAAGACAAGGCCACCCCGAAACAAAGGUCAUAUGUCAGCGCUCUUUCCGGCGGGAUUGCCGGAGGAGGAGUGACCAGACUGAUGGGAGGCCGUCUACUCCCAGGAACCAUCGUAUUUUCACUACUAGGUUUUGUCGGCCAAAGCGCCUUCAACGCAAUUGACACGUGGCAGAUGGAGCAGGCAAAUGUUCCAUCAAAACCGUUUCUCCAGCGACUGGCGGACUCGAAGUGGGUUCCUUUGAGGUCACUAUCAGAUGACGAUUACCGGGGAAUGUUGAAUGAGAAAGUGCUAAGCAUUGAGGCGGAAGUCGCACUCCUUGACGAGAAGAUUCAAGAACUGGAAAAGGCCAAGGCUGUUGGGACAGAGGGUGUGUCGAAAACGCGGGGUACUUAGACGGACGUUGAUACAUCAAGAACUUGGAUAUGGUGCAGAAACUCGCAGGUGUAUAUUAUAUUAAUGACGAUAGUGACUAACGAUGACUAGAUGUACAAUAAUAGAUGGAAAUCCUGAAGAUUAUUUUUAGUCAAGUAGUCGAAUCGACCACUACC
Molecule: messenger RNA, 802 nt
Organism: Aspergillus glaucus CBS 516.65
Lineage: Eukaryota; Fungi; Ascomycota; Eurotiomycetes; Eurotiales; Aspergillaceae
Exons: 5
Coding region: 33-647 (204 amino acids)
Source: RefSeq, a predicted model, not a curated record